UCUCUGCAGACAGCUGCAACGUCAUCUAAGUGGUUGCUGGGGGGUGUCACAGGUGUCACAGGUGGCACACCCGAAUGCGGGGAAAGAUACCAAGAGAGGGGAAGAUAAGGGAUUUACUUCUUUGGAUUCUGGGGUUAUAAAUAGAGGGAUGGUGAAGAAGUGAAAUAGUAUAUCUUACUUUUUGGUAUUUCUGUGUCUGUUGGGUGAGAGAAAGAUAUUCAGGAGAAUCGAAACAAAAGGAGAUUGAAAGGAUAAGUAAAAUGGAUAAAAUGAGGAAAACGAAAUAUGCAGAUAGAUCGAUACCGAAGAUCUCGCUGCAUGAUUUUGAGGAGAGGAUGGGGGUUAUUACUGAGGAGUUAGUAGUUUUCUCUUUCUUUCUGGAUUUACUUGUUGGUUUGAAUUUGGGUGAGAAGAUGUGGAAUGAGUUUUGGUUGAGGUGUUUGAUGGUGAUGGUUAUGUUUUGAUAGUGACGUUAUGUUAUGGUUACUGAUUUAUAUUCAAUAGACUUAUGCACGCCGCUGAAACCGAUGGAUUUUUCGUCCUGAUUAAUCAUGGUAUUGAUCUAUCUACUAUAUCCCACAUGUACGUAUUCCCGUUACCUCCUCCCCAUCCUCCAUUUCCCACAAUCUCCUCUCCACAUCUAACCACCCACAUCCCCCUUCUAGGUUCAGCACCUCCGAGAAAUUCUUCUCCCUCCCCACCGAAACUAAAUCCCUAAUUCCCUUCUCCCCCAUCCACAACAUCGGCUGGGAAACUAAUUCCCAAGUCCGACCCUCCACUGGCGUGGCCGACAAAAAGGAAUCCUAUCAAUUACAGUUCAAUCCCACUAUGAGCGAUUACUGGCUUCCCGAAUCCCUGCUCCCUGGUUUUCAGAACGACGUUCGAGGGUUCAUGAGUGCGUGUCAGGAAUUGAGUGUGAAACUUAUGCGAUGUUUUGAGCGGGGUUUAGGGGUUGAUGAGGGUUUGUUUGUACGUGCGCAUGAUAUUGGGAGAAGGGAGAGUCAGACGGUUUUGAGACUUUUGCAUUAUUUUGCUGUGGGUGGAGAGGUUGGAAAGCGGAAUGGGAAGGACGGGGUUGGGGAUGGGGAGUGGAUAAGAGCGGGACCGCAUGUCGAUUGGAGUUUUCUGACGUUACUUUUUCAGAGGGAGGGGCAAGCGGGUUUGGAAAUUUGUCCGGGGAAAGAAGUGCAGAGUGAAUUUGGGUGGGAGGAUAAAUGGACUAAGAUCCUGCCGAGGGAAGGGGAGGUAGUAGUUAAUAUUGGGGAUUGUGCGAUGUGGUGGAGUGGGGGAAGAUGCAGGAGUACAUGGCAUAGGGUUGUUACUCCUCGAGGUAGAUGUCAAAGGGAUGGGGAGAAUAGAGGGAGAGGAAACAAUGCAGAGGACGAUGAGGAUACCGAAGUGAUGGUUAUGGAGAGGAGCGUGAUAGGUAUAGUAUUGCUUUUAAUAAUCCGUGUGAAGAUGUGGUUAGGGAAGGAUGAGAAUGGGUUGGAUAGAGAUUACGGGGAAGGAGUUUGGAGAGGGCAAUGGAGAAAAUUUAGUGAGGUGAGGAAGAGUUGAGGGAGAGGGAGCUGGAGAGGAAAUGGAGUUAAGAAAGGAGGUUAAGUAAAAUAGUUUGAAUAUAUUGACAGGAGAGAUGAGACAGAAGAUAUUGAUUUUAUUGAAAAUUGAAUAGUUGAAGAUUUAAUAGAAUUAGAUUAUAUCCUAGAGUAUAUAAUUGAUUAAUUAUAAAGUUAAUGUUUGAAGUUUAUAUGAAGUAAGUACCUUAUAAAGUUACCGAGGGUUUGGUUCCAGU
This is a messenger RNA of Sclerotinia trifoliorum, 1792 nucleotides long. The record is from the annotation of a GenBank genome assembly. Lineage: Eukaryota; Fungi; Ascomycota; Leotiomycetes; Helotiales; Sclerotiniaceae.